AUUCGCUAUUUGUGGAUUCUGGAUCUCGUCUCGACGAUGUACCAUAAACAAAAAUGUCAGCGAUCCCGAUUUUUUUUGUUUCUCGUCGCAUACCCAUCGUUAUACCUUAAUUAGAUCACACGAAUGAUAUAAAUUAUCGGUGGACGCUUUCUCGGGAGGUGUUUUCUCGAUCAAACGGCGUACCCUUAGCGAUAAAUCGGCCAUAAUAAACGUGUGUCGAGUGUGCUUCGCGCCCGUCUACACCCGUUCUGUCUCAUUGUUUAUGUAUGAAAAGUAAAUCUAGAAUUAUUACGGCGUUUGGUGCUGGAUAAACGUAGUUAGUACUUAGUAAUAUCGGGGAUGUGUUAGGAGUUGAAUAGCAGCCGGUUCUGUAGAGACGCGGCGGGCGUCUUCGCGGUCGUCAAGGUUCUUUUAUUAUGAUCUCUAUUUAUAAUAUCCUCUUCGCCUGGUGCAGCAUAAUGACAUUCUUGUAAUGAAGAGUAUCUCCGUGGAUUUGUGGGACAUCUGCCAAUGAUCCAACCUGUGACGAAAGGCCCGCGUACACUUCCAAGUUGGCGAAGGCACGCAGGGGUAUGAUCAAAGAGAAGGAGAAAGGCGGAGGCGCCCGCCUCAAGGACGAGCCCAACGACCCUGCCGAGCCAGGUCACGGGUCCCGUCCGCCGUCCGCGUCGCUGCCGACCCCGGCGGCGCUGAAGAAGGAGCCCGAUGACCCGCCGCACCGGGUCAAGAUGGAGCCCCACAGCCAGGAGGAGAGUGGCGGGGAGAUGGUCGACGGCAUCAAGACGGAGAUCGACGGGUUGAUGGACAGUGACGGUGACCCCACAAAAUCUCCCCCCUGCGAGCUUGGUGGGCCAGGAUCACUGAAGUCGGAGCGGCUCUCGUCCGACUCCAAUGAUAUAUUGGACCCGCAGACCGGCCUGCGUGGCUCCACGGGCAACUUGCAGGAUGGCAACCAGAACUGCCGCAACCCAAACGGCGCGGAAAACAUGGGUUCCUGCCGCAUGGGAGGCUCCGGGCCGAUGGGGCCCGGCGUCUCCAUGGGGCCCAUGUCCAGCGAGGCCCAGACCCUGCCGUCGAACGUCAUCAGCAAGCAGUCGGGGAGUAUGGAGCAGCAAAGCCAGAUCUUCGUGUUCUCGACUCUACUGGCGAACAAGGGCGCAGACGCCGUCAUAUCCGGCCAGCACCACUCCAUCAUCGCUUACCAUUGCGCGCAGCCCGGCACUAAGAAGUAUCUGGAGAAACAUCCACUCAAAAUGGGCCAGUUCAACAAACAGAAUCCCGCGCAGUGGCUCAACAAUCUAGCGAUGGCGAAGAGCAGAGGCGGCAUGCGCGGCGGCCCCAACAUGAUGGGCGGGCCUAACCAGAUGGGCCACAUGAUGGGCGGGCCCAUGGGACCCAACAUGGGACCCAUGCACGGCGGCAUGGGUCACAUGGGACCCAACAUGAUGGGACCCAACCGCAUGGGUGCGCCCGGCAACCAGAUGAUGAUGAUGAAAGGCGGGCCCGGGCAGAUGGGGCAGAUGGGUCCCGGCAUGGGCCCCAUGGAUGGGUUUCCAGGGAGCACCCCGUCCUGUGGUGUCAUGGACGGCCUCGGUGCUGAUGGUGAAAUACCCUGGGACACCAAAAACCCCUCCGUAAUGUCAAACGGCAUGGCGAACGGCCCCAACCAGAUGCCUCCCUGCUCCGAGUCGGGCGGCGACGGCGACAACAUGCCCUGCCAGUCCGGCCCUAAAGCCGCAGUCUCGUCCGCAGGUGUGAAGAUCCCGGACGAGAACCUCACGCCGCAGCAGCGCGCGCACCGGGAGGAGCAGCUCGCCACUAUCCGCAAGAUGCAACAGAUACUGUUCCCGGAGAGCGGCAACCCCCCCGGCAACCAGGGGGACCAGCCCUCCUCCGACAACCCGCCCAGCUCCACCGCCAUGAACAUGCCCUUCCCGCCGAUGUCCGCCCACGGCCCCAUGUCCGGCCCCAACCCUAUGGUCUCCAUGUCGAACAGCAUGAGCAGCGGGCCCAGCUGCACCAUGUCGGGACCCAUGGGACCCAACGGGCCCAUGGGAGGCCCGAUGGGACCCGGCGGACCGAUGGGACCCGGCGGCCCGAUGGGCCCCAACGGACCCAUGGGCGGUUCUCACCCGAUGGGUGGGAUGGGCGGCCCCGGCAUGGGGAUGGGCCCCGGUUCGAUGGGCCCAAAUGGGAUGAUGGGACCGAACGGUCCCAUGAUGGGGCCCGGGAUGGGGCCGAACGGGCCGAUGGGACCGAUGGGCCCGUGCGGCAUGAAGGGCAUCAGAAGCGCGUGCGGCGGCCCCGAUAUGAAGUCGGGAAUGUGCACGGACAUGCACAUGGGAAGAGGCUGCGGCGGACCUAUGGGGCGUAUGCCCAAUCCAAUGGGCGGUAUGGGUGGACACAAACCUUGCAUGAUGGGUGGACCGCACAUGGGACCAAGAAUGAUGUCUGGCCCAAACAUAAACGCUAUGAACGGUGGUAUAAUGAUGGACGGCGGUAUGAUGGGCGGCAUGGUGCACGGCGACUGUGGCCCCGAACACCACGGCAUGCCCAACGGGCCCAUGUGCGACGACUACGGCCGCGGCAGGAACAUGGGCCCCGGCGAUCCGGGCGGGUUGGGCCCCGGCGGUCCCGGCGGUCUAGGCCCCGGCGGGUUGGGCCCCGGGGGCCCCGGGCACAAGCCGGGCCUCCGCAGCCCCAAGAGCCCCGGCGCCGGCGCGGACAUCGACUGGCAGAAGCUCCACCACCAGUUCUUCGACGACUCCAAACCCAUGGAUACUGAAUUAAGUAACGCGGCGAAGUCCCCGUGCUCAGAGCGCGGAGGUUGCCUGCCCCCGCCGCCCUACGGCGCUUCGCCCUUGCACCGCUCCGCCUCAGUACCUAUAGCGACGCAAUCGCCGUCCCACGGCGUCCAAAUGCCGAUGUCGGCGGAGGCGUCCCGCGCCGGCUCCGGACUGAACAGCCCCGCCCACUGCAAGCAGGGGCCCAAACAGGACGCGCCAGAGAUACUAGAGAAGUUGGAUGACGGUGUGUUUGUGCGUACCCUGCAAUGUCUCGCGGCGCAACAGAAGCACGGGAAGGAGGCUAGCCUGAUGCCGGUGCCGUCGCCGCAACAGAUCUCGUACCUCAAUCAGUUCGAAGGCCAAGAGCUGACGAUACAGAAACAGCCGAAUACGUCGUUGAAAGACAACGGGCCUCCAUCGAAUAGCGGCGGUCAAACGCCGCAGUCUAACUCGAAUCAAAAGUCACCGGCCGGCAUGAUGCCCGGCACACCGGAGGGUCACGGCUCGUUGUCGGAGGCGCGCGCGGGCCGAUUCUCCCUCGAACAGAGCCCCGGCUUCAACAAUCCACAGACGCCUACAUCGGCCGCUGGCAAGUGUUCGCAAGAUGAAAAAUCAAGGCCGAGUCCAUCAUCGAACAGAUCAAGUCAAGACAGCGCAUCGAAAACGCCGCAGAGAGAAUCAAGAGACGGCAGGGAGGGGCGGGACGGGAGAGAGAUGAAUCAGGGUCCCAAUAUGAAUCAGGGGCCUAACAUGAAUCAGGGCCCCAACAUGAACCAGGGGCCUCCCAUGAGCCAGGCCUCAAUGAGCCAGGGGCCAUACGCGCCGACGUCCGCGUCAUGCGCCAAAAGCAGUUGCAGCGUCGCCUCGACGGUAUCAUCACAUUCUGACGACACAAUGACAUCGAAUACUGAGACGACACUUUCGGGUGGACCGAACAGUACGAGUUUACCGGGGCCGUUCCCGGGCGGGCCGUGCAUGAACCGGCCCGACAACAUCCCGAUCAAUCCCAACCAGGGGCCCAACGGACCCAUGGGCACCUCCACAUCAUCCUUCGACCCCAUCUCCUCCCUCGCGCAGAUGUCCCAGCAGCUGACGAACACUGUGGGCGGCGGGGGCCCCGGCCCCGGGCCCAUGGGGCCCAACGGCAGCGGCAUGGGGCCCUUCGGCUCUGGCCCCCAUCACAUGCAACACCACCACUCCAUGCACCCGCACGGUCAUCCGCACAUGAUGAUGAAUGAUCUCGGUUGCCACAUGGAAGGUAUGGGAGGCCCGGGGAUGAGCGGCCCGAUGGAAGGAAUGAUGGGCGGCGGCGACUUCCCCCCUGACAUGAAUCUUAGCCCGAAAAUGGGCAGCGGACCCAUGGGGGGACCAAUGGGCCCAAUGGGCCCCGACGCGUCCAUGAUGGGGCCCCGAAUGGGGGGCGGUGGAAAGAUGCCCCCGUUCAACGGAGCGAACGUCCAAGUGAAGGCGAGCGCGCCGAACACGAUACAGUAUUUACCGACGAGGCCGCAGAUGCCCUGCAACACGGGCCCCCGCGGCCCGCCUAGCUUAGAUUUUCUACAACGAGUCACGAACCCUAUGCAGAUGGACGGCAAAGGUGUACAGUACUUCCCGCGAGGGGGCAUGGACAUGGAGGGCGGCAUGCGGGGCGUCAUGCGCGCCCCCGGCAUGCUGCGGAUGCCGCACUACCCCGCCGGCUUCAACUCGCCGCCUAAGAUGGCCGGCGACCCGUUCGGCGGGCCCGGCCCCAACCCCAUGUGCGGCCCCAACUUCCGCGGCGUGAAAGGCGGCAUGGGCCCCGGGAACGUGCGCAUGGGCGCGGGUCAGGCGCUGCCGCCGUCCAUGGGCGGCCCCAACCCCGGGUUCAAGGGGCAGGGCUUUGCGAUGCCGUCGACGGCGGACCCCAACUACGCGGCGCAGUUCCACAACUUCCAGCAGCAGCUGUACGCGACGGGCAGCCGCGGCGCGCAGCCGCACCAGGGCUACCCGCCCUACCAGCCGUCCAAGUGAUGACCCCCGCCCGCGCCCCCGACAGUCCAUUGACGGAUCGACCUAGCGGCCUGCGGAUAUUAUUAAGUUUUAUAGAGUUGUUUUUAUACCGGAGUUGGAGUGUUUCCGAUGAGUACUUAAUGUAUAGAAAAUAUGCCAGUGAAAGAGAACAAAAUAUUUUAGUGUUCGUUCGGUUGGUGUAUUAUUGUGAGAUUUUUUACACUGCGGAUUCGAUACGGUAGGCGUAUAUUUUGUAGCGUCGUUUUCACUAGUUUCCUUGACUGAGUAUAAGUUUUAGUGAAUGUGAGCGUUUGUACAGAUUUGUACAAAUAGAUGUGUUAUUUUUAGUCUACAUAAUUUAAAGUACAGUUAGAGUUUACGUGACUUUAGAGUAUCAUUUUUAUGCAGACGAGCCAGGACAUCAGUGUAUCGGUUCCUUACUUAGCUAUUUAUAUAUGAUUCCUAUGCACACAGAUAUCUAGUCAAUUUUGAAAUUAUUGCCCGAUCCUGUGUUGAAGUGUAUGUUGCAAUUGAGUUAAUUGAUCGAUUAACAGUUUUAUCAUCUUUACAUGGAAAUGCAUAUUUUUUAUAUUUGUCCAUUUUAGAUUUAGAUUUCGUUUAGGGAGAUUGGUCUAAUAUUAUUUUAACUCGGCCUCUGUCGGUCUAGAUCCUGAAACUGUGGGGUCGAUUUUAUUUUAUAGUCGUUAUUUAAUUCACUUUGAUCUGAUAGCAAUGUUUUUCUGUCUUCCAUAACUUACUCUUAAGAGUCGGACAUUCUGUAACAAAAUUCAGUACAUGCUCAAUGUAGUCUGUUUGAAGUACUUAAAAUCUGAUGCCAUAUUAUUUGCCACGUUUAUUUUAUGAACUUAUUUAUUGUCGCUUUUUAGACUCGAACGCUACAACUUUAUGAUAGUACAUAAUAUAUACUAAGCUAGUAAGCGCAUUGUGGAUGUCACAGUGGCCUUUCGGUAAAUGUAUUGCCUUUAAUGUAAAAUGAACCCCGGCGAGAAGACAUAUUGCUCACGGACGAGUUAUGGGCGGUAAAGAGACGCAAUAGUCCAGAAAACACCCGCUAGAAAUUAGAUAGAGUUAAUUUAACUGUAAUUAUAACGUAAGGUAAAGAAUGGUUCUUGUUUUAGUGAUAAGUGAGAGCAAUGAUAAUAUUACGUUAAGUAAAAUAGUUUGUGUAAUAAUAAAUAAGAGAAGAAAUUAAAUGCAAACUAUUGGUUGUGAUUCCGACACAAUUUGUUAAGUUGUUCGUAGAUGACAUUGUGCGGACUUACUUAGUUCAACAUAAGGCCCUUUUAUAUAUUUUUUUUAUUUUGUUUUUGAUUCUUUAAUUAUUAUCGUUCUCGUUUGUACAUCGCUAACAAUAAUUGUACAGAGUACUUUUGGAGUUAAUUUAAGGCAAUAAAUGUAUUUAUUUUAUAACUUGUGAU
Messenger RNA from Aricia agestis (brown argus), 6214 nucleotides. RefSeq names its product protein pygopus-like. The record is from RefSeq and is a predicted model, not a curated record. Bases 573 to 4796 code for a protein of 1407 amino acids. NCBI's taxonomy places the organism in Eukaryota, Metazoa, Arthropoda, Insecta, Lepidoptera, Lycaenidae. The transcript has 20 exons.